GUGGAUGUCGGGGAGACGGCGGCCGCGCAAUCUUAACGCGACGGAAGUUUGAGGCGCGCGGGCGCUGGGAGCUGCGGCAUGUCGGGUCCGGGCUUGGUGGCCGGCGAAGUCGCCGUGGACGCCCUGCCCUAUUUCGACCAAGGCUACGAGGCUCCGGGCGUGCGGGAGGCGGCCGCGGCGCUGGUGGAGGAGGAGACGCGGCGCUACCGGCCCACCAAGAACUACCUGAGCUACCUGACGGCGCCCGACUACAGCGCUUUCGAGACUGAAAUAAUGCGGAAUGAAUUUGAACGCCUAGCAGCCCGACAGCCCAUAGAACUGUUGAGCAUGAAAAGAUAUGAGCUGCCUGCACCAUCCUCUGGGCAGAAGAAUGACAUCACAGCAUGGCAAGAGUGUGUUAAUAACUCAAUGGCUCAGCUGGAGCACCAGGCAGUCCGAAUUGAAAAUUUGGAGUUGAUGUCUCAGUAUGGCUGCAAUGCCUGGAAAGUGUAUAACGAGCAUUUAGUUCAUAUGAUUGAACAGGCACAAAAGGAGCUGCAGAGUUUGAGGAAACACAUUCAAGACCUUAACUGGCAGCGGAAGAACAUGCAGCUCACAGCUGGUGCUAAACUUCGAGAGAUGGAAUCUAUGUGGGUGUCCCUGGUCAGUAAAAACUAUGAGAUUGAACGAACUAUUGUGCAACUGGAAAAUGAAAUUUCUCAAAUCAAGCAGCAACAUGGAGAGGCAAACAAAGAAAACAUCCAACAGGACUUCUGAGACUUGCGUUGGCCUUUAGCUGCAAAACACAAAAACUGAAGUCUAUGCGUGGCUGUAAAUUCUAAUUUCUUCGUGGGGGGGGGGGGGCUGUCAUUUGUGCAACUGAUUGCUGAAAAACUGAUUGCAAGGAACAGAAGUGUUCCUAAAAGGAUUUACUGUGUUUCUCAAUUUCUGGCAUGAAUGUUGCAGAUUUUUUGUUUAUGUAUGUUUCCAGUUUUUUAAAAGAAAUAAAAAUAAAACAUUUUUCAACUUAAUUUGUGUUCUAGUAAAAACAAAGCAAUGAAAAGUUACUACUGGUAAGUUAUAUUAGAGGUGCCAGUGCUGCCAACUAUAGCUGUUAGGAAGGAAUACAAGCUUUUGGGUGUUAAAGGGUCUUUGUCAAAUCCGAUUUCUUCAGAGUUUCAAUUAUUUGCACUACUGUACCUCUUGACCAAGACAAACUUAAAAAAAAAUGUAACUUGCAUAUUUUUCAGAAAUAUACAAGGUGAGACCAAUAAAUGUAUCAUUCAGGAGUUUGUACAUCAAGCAGUUGGUUAAAAUUGUAUAACUGGU
Messenger RNA from Podarcis raffonei (Aeolian wall lizard), 1308 nucleotides. It is a transcript of the gene BCAS2, whose product is annotated as BCAS2 pre-mRNA processing factor. The record is from RefSeq and is a predicted model, not a curated record. The coding region runs from base 79 to 756 and encodes 225 amino acids. The transcript has 7 exons. Gene Ontology annotation, cellular component: catalytic step 2 spliceosome; precatalytic spliceosome; Prp19 complex. Gene Ontology annotation, biological process: mRNA processing. NCBI's taxonomy places the organism in Eukaryota, Metazoa, Chordata, Lepidosauria, Squamata, Lacertidae.